Molecule: messenger RNA, 2272 nt
Organism: Quercus robur (English oak)
Lineage: Eukaryota; Viridiplantae; Streptophyta; Magnoliopsida; Fagales; Fagaceae
Product: condensin complex subunit 2-like
Biological process (GO): mitotic chromosome condensation
Cellular component (GO): condensin complex
Molecular function (GO): chromatin binding
Source: RefSeq, a predicted model, not a curated record
UCUCUCAUUCACAAAAAUUCCAAAACCCAGAGAGAGAGAGAGAGAAUCAUACUUCUCGCUCUCUCAGUCUCAGCAAUCAGCAAUCCCUACAAAUACAAUACAAAUUAAAAGCACUUCCAUUUCCAAAAAGCUUUUCAAUUUAACAAUGGCCGAAACCCUAAGCCCAAACCCCAAACAAAGGCUCCUCCAAUCGCCCACCAGCCCCUUCUUCCUCGGCUCCAACGACGACCACCUCGAGCGCGCCCAGGCCCGAGCCGCCCGCGCAGCCAAGGUCCGUCGCAUCUCCGUCGUCUCUCCGCCUCCACGUGGCGCCUCCGAUCCCGAUAAAUUCCUCGGCAAGCAUCAGAUCCUCGAUCUCUUCCGCAAUUGCAUCAAACUCGCCAGUGAAAAUAAAAUUAAUCAGAAGAACACUUGGGAGCUGAAUUUGAUAGACCAUUUAACAGAAGUUAUAAAGGUUGAGGAAGAAGAUGAUGCUGAGACGAACUUUCAAAAGGCAAGUUGCACUCUUGAAGCUGGAGUUAAGAUUUACUCUUUAAGGGUGGAUUCAGUGCAUUCAGAGGCAUAUAAGGUCCUUGGUGGGAUGAACAGAGCAGGUCAAGAAAAUGAACAAGAUGCUACUGAGGAUGAUGCCAAUGUUGACAUUGGACAAGAGGGAGGUCAUUCCAAGAAAGAGACAGAGAGAAAGUUGUCCCCUUUAUCAACACUGGAAUCAUCUUUCGAGGCUCUUAAUGUAAAGAAGUUUGAUGUUGCAUUUGCAGUCGAUCCACUUUAUCAUCAGACCUCUGCACAAUUUGAUGAAGGUGGAGCCAAGGGUCUUUUAAUGAAUAAUCUUGGAGUAUAUGGUGGAUGUAGGGUGCUUUUUGAUUCACUUGAAAUACCAGGGAAGUGCACAUCAUGUAAAAAUCAGCAUGAUAAAUCCGAUACAAUUGAUCUAUCUUUUGCCAAAGAAUAUGUUGAACAGAUGGUAUUGAACAUGCGAAGAGAGGAAGAAAUUUCGCCAACUCUGAGAGACAUAGUCAAUCAAUUUGAUGAAGAUAAUAGAAGGCCAUCUGAUCUCUAUUCCUCUGGCCAGAAAUCAGCAGAAAAUGUUGAUGUAGCUUAUGAACCUGAUUUUGUUGGUGAUGCAUUUGACAAUUGUGGGACCUGGAAUUAUGAUCAUGAUGACCAAGCAAGUGUGGCUGAUGAGGGCCCCAUUUAUGCGGAAUCAACUAAUCCAAGUUAUCAUGAGGAAAAUGAACCAUUUUCUUUCGAACCUAAUAUGGAUGACAGAUUUGAGAAAGUUGAUGGUUAUCUGUUCUUAAGUCUGGGAUUGACUAAACAAAAUGCUUGGGCAGGUCCUGAUCAUUGGAAGUACAAAAAAUCUAAAGGUUUAGAGGAUGAUCCUGCUGCAAAAAAUGAAUCAACAGUAAUAACCAAGCGUCCAAGAAAUAAGAAACAAGCAGAAUCUGAUGUUGAUUUCACAAAAGCAUUGGAUGAAGUCAUGCCAGAUGUCUUUGCUCCUCCCAAAAAUCCCAAGUCGUUACUACUGCCUGGAAAUAGAGCACCUUCUAAUAUAAAACUUCCUGAAGAUUGCCAUUAUCAACCAGAAGAUCUUGUGAAGUUAUUUCUUCUCCCAAAUGUAAAGUGUCUUGGGGGGAAGGGAAGAAAAUGCUCAGAUGUAUCAAGGCAACAAUGUGAUGAUUAUGGGCCUCUGCCAUCCUGGGAUGAUGAUAGUGCGUUUGGUGGCCAAUAUGAUGACGGAAAUGACCAUAGUGAUGUAGAGGACUCCAGCACACUUGUUUCUCAACCUCGCCAGGUAAAUAAAGUUGAGGUCCAGUAUGACAAAACUUCUAAGCAAGUUGAUGUCCAGGCACUGAAAGAAACUCUUUGGGACCAUAUACAAGAAUCUCCUAGUAUGUGUCCUCAGGGUCUACAAGAAGUGGCAUCAUUCAGGCAGAUCUUGGCCAGCUUUCCUACUGACUGCAAAGCUGCUGCAACUAUUAGUGAUAUCUCCCCUCAUUUGUGUUUUAUAUGCCUCUUACAUUUGGCUAACGAGCAUGGGUUGAGAAUUCAUGGCAACUCCAAUUUGGAUGAUCUCAGUAUACACCUUCCUCAUAAUGAUAUGCAAGAGGGACAGUCUAGAGCAGUAUCUUGCACAUAGUUUAUUGUACUCUGCUGUGGAAAAUGUGUAGCAAGUAUAAUGUGUUUGGGAAGUGAUGAAAGCUAAAGCUUAUUAGAGUUUUUAGCUUAUUUUUGUUAUUAUUUAUGGGUUCUGUUGUACUUUUUGAUACUA